This is a messenger RNA of Corylus avellana, 3750 nucleotides long. RefSeq names its product P-loop containing nucleoside triphosphate hydrolases superfamily protein (gene DAA1). Gene Ontology annotation, cellular component: mitochondrial outer membrane. Gene Ontology annotation, molecular function: ATP binding; ATP hydrolysis activity. The record is from RefSeq and is a predicted model, not a curated record. Lineage: Eukaryota; Viridiplantae; Streptophyta; Magnoliopsida; Fagales; Betulaceae.
AGGAGACACCUGAGAAAGCGGGAACACGCUCCACCACCGGCUCUCUCUCUCUCUUUCUCUCUUGCCGCUUCACUCCCUCCCUCGCUCGCUCGCUCGCUCACUCACUCAUUCAACUACUCUUCGGCCGGCUGGCAGGCCGACGACUCCUAUAAAUACCCUAAGAUCCGCUCCUUUCGCUCCCUAUUAAUACUCCACCACUUAAAAGACCAAAAGAGAAAAUACAAACAAAGAAUUUCAAUCAGAUAAAGAGAGAAAAUAGGUUGAGCAAAAUCGGCUAGAUCGGAGAUUCUUCAAUCCCUUGUCCGAAUCAAUAACACGAAAACCAAAAUUUCUGCUUUCUGAGCUUUAUUUUAAUUUUUCUCUUUUGAUCGUUUUUGUGCUCUGUUUUUGGUUACAUGAUCUCAAAAGUUUUCCUGCGUCUGGCUGUGAAUUCGGUGUUUAAAUGGAACAGAAAAGCAUAUUGUUAUGAGCGUGGAAUCUCAAAUCUUCGUGUGUAGCGGUUAAUUAUAAUCGUCGUAAGAACUUUGCGUUUUUGUGUUAGAUCCUGUUUGGUUACAAGAUCUGGUUUUUUUUUUUUUUUUUGGUCAUUUGGCUGUGGAAUUCGGUCAUAAAUGGAGCAGAAAAGCGUAUGGUUAUCGGCGUUGAGUGUAGGGGUGGGAGUGGGAUUGGGGCUCGGGUUGGCUUCCGGUCAGACCGUGAGCAACUGGACCGGAGCCGGUUCGGUUUCUAGCGGCGUUACUCUGGAGAGAAUGGAGCAGGAGAUUCUCCGGCUGAUAGUUGACGGCAGAGAAAGCAAGGUCACCUUCGACCAGUUUCCGUACUACCUCAGUGAGCAGACACGGGUCUUGCUAACAAGUGCUGCCUACGUCCAUUUGAAGCAUGCUGAUGUUUCUAAGUACAUACGAAAUCUUUCUCCUGCAAGUCGGGCUAUUUUGCUCUCAGGGCCUGCAGAGCUUUACCAACAAAUGCUUGCCAAGGCUUUAGCCCAUUUCUUUGAAGCAAAGUUACUACUGUUAGAUGUAACUGACUUUUCCUUGAAGAUUCAGAGCAAAUAUGGUAGUGCCAACAAAGAAUCUUCUUUUAAAAGGUCUACUUCAGAGUCAACACUGGAGCGAUUGUCUGGCAUAUUUGGAUCAUUUUCAAUCCUUCCACCAAGGGAGGAACCUAAAGGUACAUUACGGAGGCAAAGCAGUGGGGCGGAUAUCAGAUCAAGUUGCAGGCCAACAGAAGGUUCUUCUUAUCCUCCUAAACUUCGUAGGAAUGCCUCUGCUUCAGCUAAUAUCAGCAACCUCACUUUGCAAAGCACUCCUACAAAUCCAGCUCCUCUCAAGCGCACAAGCAGCUGGUCCUUUGAUGAGAAGCUUCUUAUACAGUCUCUCUACAAGGUUUUGGUUUUUGUGUCAAAAACCACUCCCAUUGUGCUAUAUCUUAGGGAUAUUGAUAACUUCUUGUUUAGAUCACGAAGGACAUGUAACUUGUUCCAGAAAAUGUUGGAGAAACUGUCUGGAUCAGUGCUGAUCCUUGGUUCACGAAUUGUGAAUCAUGACAAUGACUUAGGAGAUGUGGAUGAGAGGGUUACUGCUCUCUUCCCUUACAAUAUUGAGAUCAGACCCCCGGAAGAUGAAUCCCAUCUUGUCAGCUGGAAAUCUCAAUUGGAGGAGGAUAUGAAGAUGAUCCAGGUUCAGGAUAACAGAAUCCACAUCAUGGAAGUACUUACAUCAAAUGAUCUUGAUUGUGAAGAUCUGGAUACAAUCUGUAUGACAGACACUAUGGUUCUUAGUAACUAUAUAGAAGAGAUUGUGGUAUCAGCAAUUUCUUAUCAUUUAAUGAAUAACAAAGAUCCUGAUUACAGGAAUGGAAAACUUGUUAUAUCAUCUGAUAGUUUGUCCCAUGGAUUGAGUAUCUUCCACGAAGGGAAAUCCAGUGGCAAAGAUACGUUAAAGUUGGAAGCACAAGCUGAAACAUCUAAGAAUGCAGUAGGGGAAGCGGCUGUAGGCAUGAAGCCGGAAACAAAGGCUGAAAGCACAGGUCCUGAACACAAAAGUGAAGUUGCAUCAGCUUCAGUGCCAAAGACGGAUGGCAAUAAUUCAGUUCCAUCAACAAAAGCUCCAGAACCUGACAAUGAAUUUGAGAAACGCAUUAGGCCAGAGGUUAUACCAGCAAAUGAGAUUGAUGUAACCUUUGCUGAUAUUGGUGCCUUAGACGAUAUCAAAGAGUCCCUUCAGGAACUAGUAAUGCUCCCUCUUCGAAGACCAGAACUCUUCACCGGAGGCCUUUUAAAACCUUGCAGGGGAAUAUUGCUAUUUGGGCCCCCUGGCACCGGGAAGACAAUGAUGGCUAAGGCCAUUGCCAAGGAGGCCGGAGCAAGCUUCAUAAACGUAUCCAUGUCUACUAUCACUUCUAAAUGGUUUGGUGAAGAUGAGAAGAACGUUCGAGCUUUAUUCACACUGGCAGCCAAGGUCUCUCCGACUAUUAUAUUUGUGGAUGAGGUUGAUAGCAUGCUUGGGCAGCGGACCAGAGUUGGAGAGCAUGAAGCCAUGCGGAAGAUAAAGAAUGAGUUCAUGACUCACUGGGAUGGGCUCUUGACAAAACCGGGUGAGCGCAUUCUUGUUCUUGCUGCAACAAACAGGCCAUUUGACCUUGAUGAAGCAAUUAUUAGGCGCUUUGAACGGAGAAUUUUGGUGGGAUUGCCAUCCGUGGAGAAUAGGGAAAUGAUAUUGAGAACUCUCUUGGCAAAGGAAAAGGUGGAAGAAGGACUAGACUUUAAGGAGCUAGCAUCUAUGACAGACGGAUAUACAGGAAGUGAUCUGAAGAACUUGUGUACGACAGCUGCUUAUCGGCCAGUUAGAGAGCUAAUACAGCAAGAGAGACUGAAGGAUUUGGAGAAAAAGCAGAGAGCUGCAGAAGGGAAAGAAGUCCAAUCUAAAGAUUCAGGAGGUGCUUCAGACACAAAAGAACGUCAGGAGGAAAGAGUAAUUACCCUUAGGCCAUUGAAUAUGGAAGACUUGAGGCUAGCAAAAAAUCAGGUUGCUGCAAGCUUUGCUUCUGAAGGAUCUAUAAUGGGUGAGUUGAAUCAAUGGAACGAUUUGUAUGGGGAAGGGGGUUCGAGGAAGAAGCAGCAGUUAUCGUAUUUCUUAUGAUCAUACGAGUGCCGGAAGAACGAUCUUUACUACAGCGAGCACCGUUCACUUUUUUGGCCAAACCCUUUUUUUUUCCUUGGACCAGAAAGUUCCUCUCAUUGGUAAGAGGGAGUUGAAGCAAUCAACAAACAAAAUGCAGAUGCUUGUCCAGUCCACCAAGCCCUAAUUACUGCAGGUAAUUACAAAUAUGGAAAAUGUUACUAUAGUUCUGCUAGGGUUAUGCUUGUAUAAUAUGCUUCAGAUGGAUCUUUUUUACGUUUUUCGCUGCUUGAUUCUGAGAAUAAGAACAGCACACACCCCCGGACAACAAAACCGACACACGGCUGUGUUAAGAAGUGUUGUUAGGAAAUAGAUUUCUUAGUCCUCAGAGGUUGAGAGAAUUAUAGUGAAAGCAAUUAGGAGAUCCUUGGGCCUCUUAGGCAUGCUUGGACAUAGUGCUAUGUUGUGAACUUAGAUGGGAUUCGAGUAUCCAAAGUAACAUCGAUUCCCAAUAAUGUAUUUGUGGUAUUAGAUUAUUUGUUUAUGAUAAUCAAAUGAGUGAAUUUUGUUUUCAAAUUGUGUAACAUGUGAAUAGAAUUAUGUAUGGCUGGCUGGCGGCACUCUUUCCGCA